This is a messenger RNA of Oncorhynchus keta (chum salmon), 933 nucleotides long. Its product is annotated as CCR4-NOT transcription complex subunit 4-like. Gene Ontology annotation, molecular function: RNA binding; metal ion binding; ubiquitin-protein transferase activity. Lineage: Eukaryota; Metazoa; Chordata; Actinopteri; Salmoniformes; Salmonidae. Gene Ontology annotation, cellular component: CCR4-NOT complex. The transcript is spliced from 7 exons. The annotation marks the transcript as partial. Gene Ontology annotation, biological process: protein ubiquitination. The record is from RefSeq and is a predicted model, not a curated record.
CCUGCGCUGCCCUCUGCCACGCGUCUCUCUCUGCUCGUCCUCUUGGAUAUCCUGCAGUCCAGAGGUGAAGGUUAUGGAUCCUAUGGAGUGUCCGCUGUGUCUGGAGCCGUUGGAGACGGACGAUGCCAACUUCUUCCCCUGCACCUGCGGCUACCAGAUCUGUCGCUUCUGCUGGCACCGCAUCCGCACAGACGAGAACGGCCUCUGCCCCGCCUGCAGAAAGCCUUACCCAGAGAACCCAGCGGUCUACAACCCCCUGUCAGCGGAGGAGCUGCAGAGGAUAAAGAAUGAGAAGAAGGCCAAACAGGUGGAGAAGAAACAGAAGACGACAGAAAACAGGAAGCACCUGGCCAGCGUCAGGGUGGUGCAGAGAAACCUGGUGUUUCUAGUGGGACUGUCACAGAGGCUGGCCGACCCCGAGAUUCUAAAGAGACCCGAGUAUUUUGUGAAGUUCGGGAAGGUCCAUAAAGUAGUCAUCAACAACAGCACCUCAUACGCCGGCUCGCAGGGUCCCAGUGCCAGUGCCUAUGUCACUUACAUCCGCUCAGAAGACGCCCUCAGAGCAAUACAGUGUGUCAACAACCUGGUAGUAGACGGCAGAACACUGAAGGCUUCUUUAGGGACGACGAAAUAUUGCAGCUACUUUCUGAAGAGCAUGGGGUGUCCCAAACCUGACUGCAUGUAUCUACACGAGCUGGGGGACGAUGCGGCCAGCUUCACUAAAGAGGAGAUGCAGGCAGGGAAGCAUCAAGAGUAUGAACAGAGGCUGUUACAGGAUCUGUACCAGAACCCCAGCUUUACCACCCAGACCUCAGGAGGGAGACGACCAAGAGCUUCUAAACCCAGCUAUCCAACAGUAACAACAGUCACGGACAAGACGUGUGGCCAGCGUUACACCCACGGGGAAGACGACCGAUGGUCUAUCGGAGCACA